Molecule: messenger RNA, 1053 nt
Organism: Acanthosepion pharaonis
Lineage: Eukaryota; Metazoa; Mollusca; Cephalopoda; Sepiida; Sepiidae
Source: the annotation of a GenBank genome assembly
AUGUCAUCCAGCACCCUGAAUGAGAGCGCUGCACCAGUAGGGCUCAAAUGUGAACGGCCAGUGUCUCUCUGUAGGCUCAAAUGUGAAUGGCCAGUGUCUCUCUGUAGGCUCAAAUGUGAAUGGCCAGUGUCUCUCUGUAGGCUCAAAUGUGAAUGGCUAGUGUCUCCCUCUAGGCUCAAAUGUGAACGGCCAGUGUCUCCCUGUAGGCUCAAAUGUGAACGGCUAGUGUCUCCCUGUAGGCUCAAAUGUGAACGGCUAGUGUCUCCCUGUAGGCUCAAAUGUGAAUGCCCAGUGUCUCUCUAUAGGCUCAAAUGUGAAUGCCCAGUGUCUCUCUAUAGGCUCAAAUGUGAACAGCCAGUCUCUACCUGUAGGCUCAAAUAUGAAUGUACUUUUACUAGAUUGUUGUUUUUUAAACAAUUCUUUCUCUGUUGCUUUCUAAUAUUUCUUCUCUUUCUUUGGAUUUCACUUUCUUUCUUUAUUUCAUUAUCUGUCACCCUCUCAUUUUACAUAUGUUUUUUCUAUUUUCCUCACCACUUCACUCUUUUCCAUACCUUUACCCUCCCACAUUUACUUUUUCUCUCCUCCUCUUCCAAAUCUCAGUUACUCUCCCAUUUUUCUUUUUAUAUUCUUUCUAUUUUCCAAACCUUAAAUAUCUUUCCCUGUCUUUUUUCAUUUUUCAUUCAUCUCCAUUCCUUUACAUUUCUCUUUCAUUUAUACUUCGUCCUAAUAUUUCCAUUUUUUCUUUUUUCAUCUCUCAUCAAUAUUAUUCUAUUUCCUUCUCUUUUGACUUUUUGCUUCACCUUUUUUCCCUUCAUUUUGACGUUACUUUUUCCUCCUAAUUUCAUAUCCAUUUUUGAAUCCUUUCAUUUUCAUUACCUUUCUUACUUUCUUUCCUAUCUUUUGUUAUCCUUUUGCACUCUUUCAACUUCUUUUCACAUAUCUUUCUUCUUCUUUCCCAUUAAUUCUUCCCUUAUCUCUUUCUGUCCCUUUUUUCUUUCCCUCUUUCCUUUUCUGUCUUCAUCUUCUUUGUUUGCUUCAACCCAGCCUGACUGA